Molecule: messenger RNA, 3975 nt
Organism: Diospyros lotus (date-plum)
Lineage: Eukaryota; Viridiplantae; Streptophyta; Magnoliopsida; Ericales; Ebenaceae
Product: extensin-like
Exons: 3
Coding region: 129-1154 (341 amino acids)
Molecular function (GO): metal ion binding
Source: RefSeq, a predicted model, not a curated record
CAAACAAACAACCACCCUUUCCAUGAACCCACGCCCAUCUCUCUCUAUAUCAGUUUGGCGCUAAAAUCUCAAAAAGCCAAUCAAGCAGCAAUGCCUAUUUAUUACUCUCUCAAAAAGAGAUUCCUUGCAUGCCCCACACCCUCUGCCUUUUAAAUAUUCUAUUCCCGUUUGCAUAUGAAUGCCAUAUAUUGAUUCUCCAGACAAAGAACCUGUGUUUCUUCUCCAUUUCUCCACCUUCUCUUCAAACAAUGGUUCCGGAGCUGGAGAACCCUAGAGUCACCGUGAUAGAGGUCCGAAUGGAUUGUAAUGGUUGCGUGCAGAAAAUCAAGAAGGCUCUACAUGGCAUUAAUGGUAUUUACGACAUUAACAUCGACUUCCCUCAACAAAAGUUAACAAUAAUUGGGUGGGCGGACCCUGAGAAAAUAGUCAAAGCCAUUAGGAAGACGAGAAAGACAGCAACUAUUUGUUCCCAUACAGAACCAUCAGAUCCAUCAGCUCAGUCAACGGAGCCAGCACCCGAUCAGCCGACAGGGCAACCACCAGCUCCUGAUGCGGCAAACCCACCUCCAGCAGAAGCUCCACCAGCCGAAGCAGCCCCGCCAGCAGAACCACCUAAAGACCAACCGCCAAAUGAAGAUCCACCUCCAGAUGUACCCCUAUCAACUGUUCCUAAGGAGACCUCUGCAGGACAACCAGCACAAGCCUCCAAGCCUACGGGUGCAGAAGAGGUUCAUGUUAUAUACCACCACCCACCUGACCAUGGGCACAGGUAUCCCUAUGGUCACAGCUAUGGUCACAUCUAUGGUGGACCCUGGAACACUUACCCAAGUGGACCGAGGUCCCGACAAGAGCUUGGAUUUCAACAAGGGCCAUCCACACCUGCCCAAGUGACUCAACAAGGGCCAUCCACACCUGUCCAUGUGACUCACAGCUAUAGCACCUACAAACCAGCGCCUUAUGUUACCCACAGCUAUAACGCAUACAAGCCGUCACCUUAUGUCGCUGAAUACGAAUAUGUCAGGUCACCACCACGACACACACAUUACAGUAGACCAGAGUGUUACAGUGACAAUUAUCACAGCAGCAGCAAUGGCAAUGGCAAUAUCACUUCAAUGUUCAGUGAUGAAAACCCAAAUUCAUGUAGGAUAGUCUAGAAGGAAAAAGAUGCCAGCAUGGUAAAAAGUCACGGUCUUUAGCCCCUAACAGAGACGUAUCUCAAAUGUCAAUGCAGAAUAAAAAAUAAUAUUGUCAAGGACAAUAACAUUAUCAUCUUAAGCAUGCGAUGAUGUAUAUUAAUGAAUCAGGUUCUUUGCUUGUAAGAAUAGGAAGAGUUUAGUUUUACAUUACAUUACCUAGACAUCUAAUUCAAAUUACGUGGAAUUCCUUACUUGUAAAGAAUCCUGUCAUGUAUUAACUUGUAAGGGGAGUCUACCAUAAUUAGAGAUAGUAAAGGGGUGAAAACAGUAUAAAUGAAAGCUAGCUGUAAGGGGUUGUACUUAGUUGCUGCAUUAGCAGCUGGUACAUUCCCAUGCACAUGUAGGCGGUCACAGCACAUGGGAGGUUAAGAAUCCAGCUAUAUAUAUAGUGCUGAAUUCUCUUCCACGGAUAUGAAAAUUUCUGAGAAUAUUUUGAUCUCUCUCUCUCUCUCAUUUCUCUCCCUUAUUUCUGCAUUCUCUCUCUCUCUCUCUCUCUCUCUCUCUCUCUCUCUCUCUCUCUCUCUCUCUCUCUCUCUAUUUCUUUCAUCAUCUCGAUCUUAUUGUUUGAUCGAGAAUCAUUGUCAGCAUUUGAGAAGCUGACAAAUCCAUAGUGUUAUUUAUUCUUCUGCACUGUACAAUACCACCUCGAGACGUGCAAACCUGAAUCAAAGGCACAGUUUUCUGGAAGCUUCCUUUCCAAUAUAAAGUUCCUUACAACUUGGCAAAUAAUAUUAAGUACCCAGAACAGUAUCUAUCACUCUUGAAAAUAUCUGUAGUAAACUAGUAAUAUUCCUCAUCUCUCUACAAUCUAAAUUGGCUGACUUCUCCAAUUACGGGUUCCUAAAUGGGUGUCAUAGAAUCUAAAGAUUCAGGAGCUGCAUAACAUCAAAUUAUCCGAUCAAUUUCACAUUGGGCAACUACCAUCAGAUCAAAAGCUAAUGCCCAAUUGGAUCUAUAAGAAAACUGUUAGACACAAAAUGCUAAGCACGGAAGACAACCUCCCUAACCAUAGACCACUAGGAAAGAAGCAUGUAUGAAUAUUCAGAAUGUUUUCAAAACCAGCAGAUUAUAUAGACUCCAUUGAAGUUCCAAAUCUAGCAAUCUUAAUAUAGCAGGUUUCUGAGUCGUUGAGAAUAUUUGCUGACAAAACUGUGCAUUCUGGAUCUAUCACUGUUAGGUAGGAAAACCUAGAAAUAAUUCAGUAAAAAAUAUGUAUUCACUAUGUCACAAUCAUUCACAAAGAAAAGUAACUUAGUCACUCAGGGCCUGCCAGAACAGUGAAUCAUAAAAUAUAGGUAAAACAUUCGUCAUUCGCUCCAAAGCAUAUCAAAAAAGUAAUAUGGCAAGAGCUAAAACUUCAAUCUUUUCAGCCAGUUGUUCCAAACACGCAUCUCCAUAAGACUAGUGAAGACUUCAUUUGUCAGGUUUUACUUGAAAAGUCAGACAUACAAGGCACAGGUUCCGACACUAACACCACUAGGGGUGGUAGCUUAGUGAAUAAAGUUCAAGGAUAGGGUUCAACUCAUGCCCUUCUGGUGAUUAUGGAAGUGAACCAGCUAGCAAUAGUAGUUCUAUACCCGACACUGAGAAAUGGUGUCUUUUUAACUAGCACCCCCUCAGUAUGGUGUGUGCUACGAGUCCUCCUGAUCUCCACACUGCCCAAUAGGGAUAGGGGUUGCCAAGAUUAUGUCCUAACAAGGAGGCUAUACCAAUUUUCUUCAUUAUGUCUUCUGGGAAGCAAAUAUAGAUUCAGGCACUGCCACUUUUAUAAUAACAUACAAGUUCAUAGAGAAAUGAAGUUGCAGCUUUCUCAGCUGUAUAAACCAGUUAAAUUAAUCCAGAAAAGACCAAACAAGCACUGAAUCUUGCCACGUACCAAAAAGAAGCAACAAAGUAACAGCUAUAUUAUCAAACUAGAUUAAAUGAAAGCAUACAAAAAUUUUGAGCCAAAGAACAAAUAGAAGAGUUGUAAAACAAUGAUAACCUCAAACUGCUGUCAAAGGGAAAGCAAGGUAGGCUACUUAAUGAAGGUUGGGUUGCAAUAGUAAGGUUGCUUCUUUAUGAUUGGUAGGUCAAGGAUUCAAGUUGUGGACACAGCCUCUUUACAAAAUAAGGGUAAAGUUGUAUACACAUACAACUUUACCCUUCAAUACCGUACUCCGAAAAGCGGGGAACCUCAUGCACUGACGACAUCCUUCAAUACCAUACUCCUAAUCUUAUUCACAUAAUCCAAGCACACUUAACGAAACAAACUAUCUGUUCUAAGAACUAGAUUCAGAAGUAAAAGGAAAAUUUAGAUCUUCAAGAGUCACAGUCUGAGUACCAAAGUCAAAAAAGCUUGUACUCUUCAUUCCAAUUCCACCACCAUGAGCAAAUUGGCAAAAAGCACAACCAAAUCCCUACAACCAAGGCAAAGUUGAUGCAGUAGUUUGUGCACCCUUUUAUAAGAACCCAACUACCAGUAGCAGAUGACAUAUCUCUAUCAAUCAAUGUCAGGUAAAACUUUGACACAUGAAAAUGCAUUUGAUACCAGUCUUUUAACUCUACUAGCAAUUUUCAAAUCAAUCAAAUAUAAAUAAAACUUCCAAGAGGUCAAAGCAUCCAGCACAAAUUCCGGAGAAACUAGCAGUAGAAGCCAUCACAAUUCAACAAUAUAAGCACUUGUAAUUCAUAAACUAUCAUAAAUCUCUUGUACAUGAAUGUUUCUGGGAAAAUAUUACAAGAAAAAGGGGGAGGGAGAAAACAGCUUACUUUCCAUGACUAAAAAUAUUAAACCCCC